CUGUUGCUAAGUGGGUUGCUAUGUAACUCCAUUCAGUGAACGGGAGGUGAUAGAGAGCUUUCAGUUUGUGUUUUUCACGGACAACUUGAUCCAGUUUAGUAGGGUUUAGUAUUUUCUUGGUGCUACAAUGACCGAACAGCCAACUACUGUGAUAAAUACGACAGGAAAAUGUAUGUUACACAACUGGGCAGAGGAGAGGGCCGUUGCCGCACUUGACAACCAGGAGACGAUGAUGGAAAUCCAGAAACAUGGACACAGAGGGAUUCUCACGGUGGACCAGGAGUCUAAAAUGGAGGCCGUCACCACGCUGAGAGCAACUUACACCCCUCCGAAAAGUCCAGGGGUGAGGCUGCGCGGCAUCAGAGGCGAGCUUUUGGAAAAACACAUCGCCCAGAUGAUAAGGGAGAAGAUUCAGGCUGACAUGAACCCACCGACUCCCAAAACCGACUUCUGCUCCACAACCCAGAAAGAUUUCUGUGUUGAUGGGUUUGUCUCUGUUACUCCUAAAUCAACACAAGCUCAUGAUUAUAAAAAUGACCAGGCUGUCACAUUUUGGAGUGAAAACUGCCAGCGGGUACAGGGUGUCACCACCAUAAAGACCCUGAAAGCACCUUUCAAGAAGUCGGCCCUGUUCAGCACACCCAUCAGCGAGCGGCUGGAUGAAAUCGAACUCCUAUCUAACGACUGAGUCAGUGUACCACGUAACAUCACAUUACUACCCAUUAAUAUGAAACUGAUGGCCCUCUUUAAGUUCUUGUCAGGAGGGUGACAUAUUUUCAGUCAGCAGUGGACUUUUAACCUGCCAAACAAACCAUCUCUGAACUUAAUAAAACAGAUUCACAGAGAAA
Epinephelus moara (kelp grouper) is the source of this 848-nucleotide messenger RNA. It is a transcript of the gene spag8, whose product is annotated as sperm associated antigen 8. Gene Ontology annotation, biological process: positive regulation of transcription by RNA polymerase II. Gene Ontology annotation, cellular component: nucleus; cytoplasm. Gene Ontology annotation, molecular function: microtubule binding. The record is from RefSeq and is a predicted model, not a curated record. Lineage: Eukaryota; Metazoa; Chordata; Actinopteri; Perciformes; Serranidae. The transcript has 6 exons. Bases 128 to 688 code for a protein of 186 amino acids.